Messenger RNA from Zophobas morio, 1489 nucleotides. Its product is annotated as zinc finger Y-chromosomal protein 1-like. The transcript has 2 exons. Gene Ontology annotation, molecular function: DNA-binding transcription factor activity, RNA polymerase II-specific; RNA polymerase II transcription regulatory region sequence-specific DNA binding. The record is from RefSeq and is a predicted model, not a curated record. Lineage: Eukaryota; Metazoa; Arthropoda; Insecta; Coleoptera; Tenebrionidae. Gene Ontology annotation, biological process: regulation of transcription by RNA polymerase II. Bases 73 to 1437 code for a protein of 454 amino acids.
UGUAACUAACCCUUCAUAAACAAUAUUUUUUAGCCAUUUUAAAGAAAUUAAACAAUUUUCCAGGUUACAAAAAUGUCAAUUUUGGAAUUUGCCUUAAUGAAACCUUUCUCCGACACUACACAUUACUGCCACAUUUGCCCCUAUUUCACACCUUCAGUUUCUCAUUGGGUCAGCCACGUCCGAACCCACACCUCAACUUUACCUUUCAACUGCAAAAACAGCAUUGAAAACUACUACUGCAAGGACUGUGAUUUCCAAUCGAAUUUAACAAUACUCUUCAACGAACACGCCAAAAGUCACCGUAGAAUUAAAACCAGAAGCCCCAAAAACGCAACUUUGGAAUACACAGUUCAAAAUUAUGUUUGCAACGAGUGCAACUUUGCCACGUACUUUUCGAUGAAAUGGCUUCAACACACCUCUUGUUGUCCCGCAAAAACAACUAACUCACAAACAAACCACACCCAGGAUGGCUGUGAAUGGUACGAAUGUGACCAAUGUGGCUACAAAACUAAAUACAAAAGCGCCUUAAAAGUCCACAACAUUUCGAAACAUUUAAAAGACCAUGAAAUUCGAUGGUACCAAUGCGGAAAAUGCCCAUACAAAGCUAAAUAUAAAUCAAGCUUGCGCAGCCACAUAAACGCCGCCCAUAUGGACGAAAGCAGCAUCAAAUGGCACAAGUGCAAAAAAUGCCCAUACAAAGCUAAACUAAAAUCGUAUUUAAAACGCCACGAAAAGACUAUACAUUUGAUGGGGAAAAAUGCGAAGUGGUAUGAAUGUGAUCAGUGUUUAUACAGAACGACCAGAAAAACGCACUUGGGGCAACAUAUAAUUUACAAACACGGAAACGAAAACGAAAUCCAGUGGUAUCAAUGUGAAAAAUGCCCGUACAAAGCUAAAUAUAAAGUAAGCUUGCGCAACCACGCAUACACUGCACAUAUGGACGACAGUAGCAUCCAUUGGCAUCAAUGUGAACAUUGUCCAUAUAGAGCUACACAAAGAGGGUAUUUGAAGAAACACGUAAGAGCGAUUCACUCAGACGAGAAGGAUAUUACGUGGUACGAAUGUGAACAGUGUUUGUUUAAAACUAAAUAUCCAAAGAGUUUGAAGAAUCACAUGAAUAACAAACAUUUGAGUGAUAGUGAAGUUGUGUGGUAUCAGUGUGAGAAGUGUCCACAUAAAACUAAGAUUAGGAGCUCGCUAAUCUUGCACAUUAAGACUUUACACAUAGAGGCGAAGGAUAUUAAAUGGCAUGUAUGUGAUCAGUGUCCAUAUAGGGCGAAAAAAUCGAUUACUUUGAAAGAGCAUGUGAUUACUAACCAUUUAGACGAGAGUGAAAUUGAGUGGUUUCAGUGUGAGAAGUGUCCUUUUAGGGGGAAGCUGAAAAGGAGGUUGAAUGAUCAUAUGCAGUCCGUGCAUUUACCCAAAAAAGUAAAAUAAUAUUUAUACUAACACAGUUUUAUUUAUAAUAAAGUGCAAACGUACGAAAUUA